Camellia sinensis is the source of this 1257-nucleotide messenger RNA. Lineage: Eukaryota; Viridiplantae; Streptophyta; Magnoliopsida; Ericales; Theaceae. The record is from RefSeq and is a predicted model, not a curated record.
UUGUUCAAUUCAUUAGGUGGAAGCCAAGAUCCAAACAUAAGACCAUCAAAAGUGUUGGAAAUCGUGGAUUUAUCUUGGAAUCAAAUCUCAGGAAGCAUUCCGAGAGUUAUUGGGUCAUUUCAAAGCCCAACUUCUUUGAACUUGUCUAGGAAUUCAUUCUCAGUACCCAUUCCCAACACAAUGGGCAAUUUGAUAACAUUGGAUUACUUGGAUCUUUCACACAACAAUCUAUCUGGACAGAUACCUAAAUCUCUUGAGGCACUUUCACAUAUCCAAUACAUGAAUUUCUCUUGCAAUAAGUUGGCUAGGGAGAUUCCAAAUGAAGGGCCUUUCAUGAACCUCACAUCACGGUCUUUCAUGGAGAAUGAAGCACUUUGUGGGUAUCCUAUUUUGAAAGUGCCACCAUGUGCAAGCAAUAGUUCCAAGAAGUCGAUGAUUAAAAUUAAUCUUCGAUACAUUCUUCCUAUCGUUGCAUUGAUGCUAAUCUUUUCUAUUGGUGUGUAUAUUGUGAAAAGAAAUCAUGGAAACAAUGUCCAAAGUGAAAAUCUGAUAGAUUUAUAUGCAACAACAAAGCACAGAAUGAUUUCAUAUCUAGAGCUUCGACGAGCCACAGAUGACUUCUGCGAAGCCAACUUGCUUGGAGUAGGAAGCUAUGGCUCGGUAUAUAGAGGUAUACUUUCAGAUGGGACAAUUGUUGCCGUUAAGGUUUUAAAUUUGCAACUUGAAGGAGCUUUCAGAAGUUUUGAAGUAGAAUGUAAAGUGUUGCGAACAACUCGACAUAGAAAGCUCGUUGGAGUUAUAACGGCAUGCUCUAAUCCUGAGUUAAGAGCAUUGGUUUUGCAAUAUAUGUCUAAUGGAAGCCUUGAAAUGUGGUUAUAUUCUCAUAACUCUUGCCUUAAUCUCCUUCAAAGGAUUGGCAUCAUGAUUGAUGUAGCAUUAGCUCUAGAAUAUCUCCAUUAUGGUCAAUUAGAGCCUGUGGUUCAUUAUGAUUUGAAGCCGAGCAAUGUCCUUCUAGAUGAAGACAUGGUUGCACAUGUUGCUGACUUCGGCAUUGCAAAAAUUUUAGCUGAAAACAAGACUGCAAUACAAACCAAGACUUUAGGUACCAUUGGCUAUAUUGCUCCAGAGUAUGGCUCCGAAGGACAAGUCACAACAAAUGGUGAUAUAUAUAGCUAUGGUGUGAUGCUUUUGGAAACAUUCACAAGAAAGAAACCCACAGAUAAAAUGUUCUCUGCAGAGGUUAAUUUAAGGCAAUAG